AUGGAUUACCAGAACCGCGCCGGUUCCAAAUUCGGCGGCGGAGGACCCUACUUCUUCAAGAACCACGUCGGCUCCUUUGAGUGCCGCCUCUGCCUCACGGUCCACCAGAAUGACGGCUCCUACCUCGCGCACACACAGGGUAAAAAGCACCAGACCAACCUAGCCCGCCGUGCGGCGCGUGAGCAAAAGGAAGGCCGCUCCCAAAACAUCGACCCGGCCACCGGCCUCCCCGUCGGCGUCGUCGCCGGAUUAAACGCCCGCAAAAAUCUCGUCAAGAUUGGCCGCCCCGGUUACAAGGUCAUGAAGCUCCGGGACCCCGUCACCCGCCAGGAGGGCCUACUCUUCCAGCUGCAAUACCCAGACGCCGCCCCCGACGUAACGCCCAAGUGGCAGGUCAUGAACGCCUUCACCCAGCGCGUCGAGGAGCCCGACAAGAACUUCCAGUACCUGCUCGUGGCUGCCGAACCCUAUGAGACUGUUGGUUUCAAGAUCCCCGCGAGAGAGCUCGACAAGAGGGAUGAAAAGCAGUUCUCUUUUGGGAUGUUGACGGCAAGGAAUUUUGGGUCCAAAUCAUGUUCAUGA
Parascedosporium putredinis is the source of this 582-nucleotide messenger RNA. NCBI's taxonomy places the organism in Eukaryota, Fungi, Ascomycota, Sordariomycetes, Microascales, Microascaceae. The record is from the annotation of a GenBank genome assembly.